Messenger RNA from Talaromyces proteolyticus, 1500 nucleotides. Its product is annotated as putative fructose-1,6-bisphosphatase Fbp1. The record is from RefSeq and is a predicted model, not a curated record. Gene Ontology annotation, biological process: fructose 6-phosphate metabolic process; fructose metabolic process; sucrose biosynthetic process. The transcript has 2 exons. Gene Ontology annotation, molecular function: fructose 1,6-bisphosphate 1-phosphatase activity. The coding region runs from base 436 to 1500 and encodes 354 amino acids. Gene Ontology annotation, cellular component: cytosol; cytoplasm. Lineage: Eukaryota; Fungi; Ascomycota; Eurotiomycetes; Eurotiales; Trichocomaceae.
UGGCUACCAUGUACCUCGUGAUGCUAAAAUAGCUGCCAUAGGUACCUCGUUUUGAUGUACCUCCAUUGUGAGUCGCACUGACGUUGUUGCUCCCCACACCCGACGACGACCUGCCUGUAUAUCCGUCUCGCUCUCUCUCUGUGUUAUAAAUACCCAUUCCUCUUGAGGGCCUUUUGGAAAAUGGUCCAAGUUUUACAACCUGACACAAUAUCCAUCCUCUAGCAGAUCUAAUCCAGGCAUCCGAGCUCAUCCUUCGCGUCUACAGCUACUCCGCAUUCUCCAAUUCCGACUCUCCUACCACCAUUCCACCCUUGCGUCUCCGCUGAACCGAGGUUAACCGCCUAUUAAACCGCACCCUUUUAUCUCAACUGCUCCCGCAGAUUCAUUUUCAUCAUUCGAUCCGUAUCAGUUACUAUCACAACAUCCGAGAUCACAAUGGCGGCUGCGAUCAAUCCCCCCGCCGUGGGACAGGAGAACAUUAACACCGACAUUAUCACUUUGACGAGAUUCUUGACUGAAGAGCAGACCAAGCACCCCGAAGCCACUGGUGAUUUCACGUUGCUGUGCCACUCUCUGCAGUUUGCUUUCAAGUCGAUUGCUUACUAUAUCCGUCGUGCGACCCUGAUCAACCUCACAGGCCUAGCCGGGUCUUCGAACACGACCGGAGACGACCAGAAGAAACUAGACGUGAUCGGAAAUGAUGUGUUCAUUUCAGCCAUGAAAGGAUCUGGCAGAGUCCGUCUUCUGGUAUCCGAAGAAGAGGACCAAGCUAUUAUUUUCGACGAACACCCAAAUGCACGAUACGCAGUUGUAUGCGAUCCCAUUGAUGGCUCGUCUAACUUGGACGCUGGUGUUUCUGUCGGCACGAUUUUCGGUAUCUUUCAACUACCCGACGAAGUCCUGGGUCCAAACAAAACCGUCUCGGCUAAGGAUAUCUUACGCUCCGGUACCGAGCUCGUUGCUUCUGGCUUUACUAUGUAUGGUGCCUCUGCUCAGCUUGUCAUCACUAUGCGUGGAGGAUCUGUCAACGGCUUCACCAUGGAAAACUCUCUCGGUGAAUUUAUCUUGACCCACCCUAAUAUGCAGCUCCCGCCGAAACGUGCCAUCUACUCGGUCAACGAGGGUAACAGCGUCUACUGGGAUGACUGGGUCAAUGACUACUUUCACUCUCUGAAAUUCCCAGAGGAGGGUGGUAAACCGUACAGUGCUCGUUACAUUGGUAGCAUGGUUGCUGAUGCUUAUCGCACUCUUCUCUAUGGAGGUAUCUUCGCAUAUCCGGCGGACAAGAAGAGCCCCAAGGGAAAGCUACGUAUCCUCUACGAGUGCGCACCCAUGGCUAUGAUCUUUGAAAAUGCAGGUGGCUUGGCUGUCAACUCCCGCGCUGAGCGACUUUUGUCUGUUGUUCCUGAACAUAUUCACGACCGCAGCGGCGUGUUCCUUGGCUCCAAAGACGAGGUACAAAAGGCUAUCGACGUGUACAACAAACAUCACUCGAAAUAA